AUGCCUACAGAUUAUUCUCAAGUGUUGGCCAAAGGCGGCUAUCUAAAAGACGGGCAGUGGUUCUGUCAAUGUGACCUACCCCCAAGACUGCUUACAUCAAAACAAGGUGGCAGUUCAGGGAAAAGAUUCUUGAGAUGUCAACAAGCUGGCAAUGACCAGUGCAAGUUCUUUCUUUGGGAAGAGGAAGAAGCUACGGUCAGGGAGCAGGCCAAUGCAUCCUAUCUACGAUUACCAGCACCGCGAACUCCAACCAAACUAAAUACAACCAACAGAGAGCCAGUAUUCAAUGGGUUCAAUUCUAAGCAGUCGAUCGCUGCUACGCCCGCAAGUGGACAUUCGGCAGCGAAGCUUAAGACUAGCCCAAGAUAUUCGCCAACCCCUAGAUCAGAAGGAAAGACCUCUCCACCGGUCAGCUCAGAGGACCUAUCCCCAACACCACAUCGGGUUAGAGUCGAUCAUGAAUCUGAUAAAGAUAAGGACUUCACUACGGCUAUCCUUAAACUACUGCGCUCCAGCAAUGUGGUGGUUGGAGCUUCUACUGAAGUUCGCCUGCGCCUUAUGAUUCGCUCAGAAAUCGGCGCCUAUCAGACCAAACUGCAGACAUGCGAAGAAAUGAUAACCGAUCUCUGCCAGGAGCUUGAUGGCUUAGGGUUCUAA
This is a messenger RNA of Exophiala aquamarina CBS 119918, 657 nucleotides long. RefSeq lists its product as uncharacterized. Bases 1 to 657 code for a protein of 218 amino acids. The record is from RefSeq and is a predicted model, not a curated record. Lineage: Eukaryota; Fungi; Ascomycota; Eurotiomycetes; Chaetothyriales; Herpotrichiellaceae. Gene Ontology annotation, molecular function: zinc ion binding. The transcript has 2 exons.